AUGGUGUUGCUGUGUCCGUCAAUCAGCGGUCUCAGGUGGCUCCUAAGAAAGUGUGAAGAUUAUGCGGCGGCUCAUGGGCUCAGGUACAAUGCUAAAAAGAGUGAACUACUUGUCUUUAAAGCGGGCACCAAAUGUUACUCGAAUGUGCCACAAGUUACCAUUUCUAAUUCACCAUUGACUAGAGUAUCUCAUUUCAAGUACUUGGGUCACUGGGUCACCGAGGAUCUCAAUGAGAACAUGGACAUUGAACGUAAAUUUAAACCAAUUCUUGAUCAGAUGCUUCAAAUGGCAAGUGAUCAUGGAGUAUUCUCAGAUGAAGACAUCAGAGAACACUUAGAUACUCUCGUAGCAGCAUCGUAUGAUACAACUUCUUCAGCGAUGACCCACAUGUUGCUGGCGAUUGCAACUUACCCAGAAAUACAGAACAGAUUAUAUAAUGAAAUACAAGAAGUUCUGCAGAACAAAGAUGAUGAUUUUACUAAACAUGAUCUACAGAAGCUGGUCUACUUAGAGGCAGUAAUGAAAGAGUCGUUGAGAUUGUACAGCGCUACUCCACUUAUAGGGAGAAAUAUUGAUGUGGAUGUUAAAUUAAAAAACUGUACAAUACGUGCCAACAGCACUUCUAUCAUUGGUGUGUACGCUCUCCACCGUCAUCCUCUAUGGGGUCCCGAUGCAAAUGAAUUCAAACCAGAGCGCUGGUUGGAUCCUAGCAUUUCUUCAUUACUUGAGAAGCCUGCCCUCUUUGCUGCCUUUGGUAUUGGCAAACGAAACUGCAUCGGAAAAUCGUACAGCAUGCUGAUGAUGAAGAUAGUACUAGCACACAUUGUUCGACAAUAUCAUAUUUCUGGCGACAUUCACAAAGUAGUAUGUGAAUUUGACAUAGUUUUGAAACCGGUAUCAGGACACCAUAUUGGUUUAAAAUUAAGGUCUUAAGAUUGUAAAAAUAAUUGCUCUGUAAUGCCUAAUGAUGGAGACACAGAAAAGUAGAAAAAAAUUGUUUAUUUUGUAAGUUGUUGAAAUAUAUUCUUAAGUCAUGUUCGAGUUCUUUACUGUAAUCUAUAUAGAUAGACUAUCUACUUCCGCGCGGUUUCACACGCUCU
Molecule: messenger RNA, 1100 nt
Organism: Spodoptera litura
Lineage: Eukaryota; Metazoa; Arthropoda; Insecta; Lepidoptera; Noctuidae
Source: RefSeq, a predicted model, not a curated record